Molecule: messenger RNA, 2719 nt
Organism: Limulus polyphemus (Atlantic horseshoe crab)
Lineage: Eukaryota; Metazoa; Arthropoda; Merostomata; Xiphosura; Limulidae
Product: protein still life, isoform SIF type 1-like
Exons: 11
Biological process (GO): positive regulation of axonogenesis; activation of GTPase activity; small GTPase-mediated signal transduction
Cellular component (GO): synapse; membrane
Molecular function (GO): guanyl-nucleotide exchange factor activity
Source: RefSeq, a predicted model, not a curated record
UUGAACCCGUCACGCAAUUGCAACCUGUUUCUCAAAGAACUUGUUAGGCCUACCAAAUGGAGAACAGUUUAAUUGUGAUGGUAAGAUAGAUAUCACAUGGAUGAAGUGAGCUACUACGUGGAGUGUUUGAUAAAGAGAAUUGAUUCAAAUAAUAUACAACUGACGAGAUCCAAAUACUUUGAAGAGAUAAUUCUUGGCAACAUUGACAAGAAGAUGGAAAUCUUGGCGAACAGCGGCUGUCAACAAAGGCUCUUCCUCCUACCGAGCUCCAGGGAGCAGCUGUGAGUUAAGAACCAUGGGAAACAAACUCAGUUGCUCCUGUGCUCCUUUGAUUCGUAAAGCGUAUCGAUAUGAAGACUCCCCUUGGCAGAAUACAAAACGGAGAGAUGGACAUUUACUGAGGCUCUGGGCAGAAGUGUUCCAUGUCAGUGCCAGUAGUGGCGCAGUGAAAUGGCAGCAGGUAUCAGAAGACCUCGUGCCAGUGAAUAUCACGUGUAUUCAAGAUACCCCAGAAUGCGUGUUUCACAUCACAGCUUACAAUUCCCAGGUGGUGAAAAUUCUGGAUGUCAGACUAGUUCAACCAGGCACCCGACUAGGCCAGGCUUCCGAGUGUUUUGUUUACUGGAAAGACACGUCAACAGGCGACACCUGGGGGCUAAACUUUACAUCACCUAUCGAUGCCAAGCAGUUCAGAGAAUGUUGCUCGCCUUCCUUCAAAUUUGCCCGAAAAGCUUCAUCUUCCUACUCCCUAAAAUUAGAACCGCCAAAGAACCAGCAAAAGACGAAAGGGAAAAAGAAACCGCAGUCCACCCCCAGCUCUCCUUCAAGGGGGCGGGAACUCCAGUGCACGUGUAUGACAGCCGAAAAUUUGCAUCGUGCCCGAAAUGGACGUGUGCGCUACACAGGGGGUGCUGCCACCUUACCGCGGCCUCAUUCACGGGCUGAGGGGGAAUACAAGUCCACGUACGACAGAGGGCGCCUCUCGGCUCAUCCCUCAAGCACCUCUGUGUAUGACAACGUGGGUUCAUCAUCUUUAAGGCGAGGCACUACGACUGCCAGUGUCCAUGGUCAGUCAAAGAUAGUCAAAAAUGAAGCUAGUCACAAAUCUGCUCAACAAGGCGACAUUCGCCCAGAACAGGCGCGUGGGCAGUAUGCCCAGUCUGCCCGCAAGGAACAAGCAAAGAGUGUAGACUACAGUACGAUAUCAUCAGAACAGCAAAGCUCAAAACAGCCCGAAGACAUCCAGCCCUCGUCUCGCUCGAAAAGUUCCGAUGAUGUGUUCGAACAGUCACAGAGCGGGGAUUUAUCAGCUCUUAACCUUGACAGUAAUACCCUCAAACGUAUGCUACACCCUCUUCCUUCUAUGUCUUCAACUCACAGCUCCCCUGAUCAAGACACUCAAAAACCAACCAAAUCAAGCACCCGAGAGUCCAGAAAGAUUGAAGGCGAGGAGUCGAGAGUAAGGAGUGUUUCAGUUCCUCGUUGGCUGACUAGUCAGGGCGCCAAAGAAGCCACUCGAGACAGACAUAAUCGAUCGGAGACUGGAAGGCGACGUAGCCUUGAACGAACUAUGUGCUUGGACCUAACAGAUGGGGACCAGUCACCACCCUCCGACAACUUUCUCUACGAUAACCUGUGCUAUGCCACAACACCUAGCUCGAGCAACGAGAACAGCGACGCUCCCUACCUGAGCUCUGACGAAGGUGGCCAGACAGCAGUGGCGCAAACGACGACCUCCCCUACCAGCAAACUUCUGAUGGAGUACGAGACACACUUGAGAAAUGCCUUGGCUCGAGGGCUAGAUGCCGAAAGCUACAGUUUACACACCUUCGAAGCAUUGUUAUCUCAGAGCAUGGAGAAUGUAGUUUCUUUAAUGCGCGAGGUGCAUGUGGAAUUGGAGGCCAUCAGACGAGAAGAGAAUGCUUUGAAACUUCAGAGCCACCUGCUGGACGGGACUAGAGGAAUAUGGGAACCACGAGGGACAUCUGGCGGCAAAUCCCACACUUUACCCCUACCUCAUCAAAAUUCAAAUCGGCAGUUAAGCCUAACCAGUAGCAUGUCUGUAGCAGACUCCUCGGCUGCAGGAACCAGAGAUCCCAGCCCUUCUUUUUAUGGACAACCCUCAUUAGAAAGUGCCGAUUCUCGAAUCUAUCUGACGUCUUCAGAGAUGUCUGAUGACGAUAGACUGUCUCUUACUACUGCUGUUAGUGACGAAGAGGACGCCGAGACAAGAAACUCCCCAUUCAGGGCUCGUUCGGGGACUGCCGCGGCCUCUUUCAACUGUACCGGUGCUGUUAGAAAGGCUGGAUUUCUGAGCGUGAAGAAGUGGCUCCUUAGAAAACACCGCCAGGUGGAGCUAGCCAAGAAGCGAGGCUGGAAAGGGUAUUGGGUUAGUUUAAAGGGUACUACCCUUCUAUUCUAUCCCUGUGAUAACCGAGAUGGCCGUGCAAUUGAUAACACCCCUAAACACCUAAUCAUCGUUGAUGGAGCAAUCAUGCAGCCUAUCCCAGAACACCCUAAACGAGAUUAUAUAUUCUGCCUGAGCACUGCUUUCGGAGAUGCAUAUCUUUUUCAGGCCCCCUGCCAGGUAGAAUUAGAGAACUGGAUUAAUAGCAUUCAUUCUGCUUGUGCAGCGGCUUUCGCAAGGCAUCGUGGGAAAACUGGGACACUGCACCUUCUGCAAGAGGAAAUCUUCCGCUUGGAAAAAGAAAUCGAGUCG